Messenger RNA from Astyanax mexicanus (Mexican tetra), 2629 nucleotides. It is a transcript of the gene gphra, whose product is annotated as Golgi pH regulator. The transcript has 14 exons. NCBI's taxonomy places the organism in Eukaryota, Metazoa, Chordata, Actinopteri, Characiformes, Acestrorhamphidae. The coding region runs from base 169 to 1536 and encodes 455 amino acids. Gene Ontology annotation, cellular component: Golgi cisterna membrane. Gene Ontology annotation, biological process: intracellular pH reduction. Gene Ontology annotation, molecular function: voltage-gated monoatomic anion channel activity. The record is from RefSeq and is a predicted model, not a curated record.
ACGGAAGCGGCGGAGUGGUGUGUGUAUGUGUGUGUGGAGUUUGUGAGGGAUCUGAGCUUCACUAUGGAGAAGCUGGAGAUCUGUGGACCUCAGCACUGACAGAGCAGCAGCGCAGAACAUCAGCAGAGACAUGCAGUAACUCCUCACCUCACAGCUGCAGCGGCCAGGAUGUCUUUCUUAGUAGAUUCGGUGAUUAUGUUCACCUCUCAGGUGCUGUUUUUCGGGUUCGGGUGGCUGUUUUUUAUGAGGCAGCUGUUUAAAGAUUAUGAGGUGCGUCAGUAUGUGGUGCAAGUGGUUUUCUCCAUCACGUUUGCAUUUUCUUGCACUAUGUUUGAACUGAUCAUCUUUGAAAUCCUGGGAGCAUUAAGUAGCACGUCCAGAUAUUUCCACUGGAAACUAAAUUUAUAUGUCAUACUGCUGGUUCUAAUCUUCGUAGUGCCUUUCUACAUUGGCUACUUUGUGGUCAGUAACAUACGUUUAUUGCAAAGACAGCGGCUGCUAUUUUCAUGUGUGGUUUGGUUCACCUUCAUGUAUUUUUUCUGGAAACUUGGAGACCCGUUUCCCAUAUUGAGUCCAAAACAUGGCAUUCUGUCCAUAGAGCAGCUUAUCAGUCGAGUCGGGGUCAUCGGUGUGACGCUGAUGGCUCUGCUGUCGGGUUUUGGUGCCGUGAAUUGCCCUUACACGUACAUGUCCUAUUUUCUCAGGAAUGUGACUGACAGUGACAUUUUAGCUCUGGAAAGACGACUUCUCCAGACCAUGGACAUGAUUGUUAGUAAGAAGAAGAGGAUUGCCAUGACGAGAAGGCAGAUGUACCAGAGAGGAGAGGACCAAAAUAAGCAGACUGGAUUCUGGGGCAUGAUCAAGAGUGUUACAUCUGCACCUUCAGGCAGUGAGAACUUGUCUCUAAUCCAGCAGGAGGUUGUGGCUCUAGAGGAACUCAGUAGGCAGCUUUUCCUGGAAACAGUGGACCUCCAGGCUACAAAGGAACGGAUAGAAUACUCGAAGACUUUCCAGGGGAAGUACUUCAACUUCUUGGGAUACUUCUUCUCCAUCUACUGUGUGUGGAAGAUCUUCAUGGCCACAAUCAAUAUAGUGUUUGACCGAGUCGGGAAGACGGAUCCUGUGACAAGAGGGAUUGAGAUCACUGUCAACUAUCUGGGGAUUCAGUUUGACGUGAAGUUCUGGUCUCAGCACAUUUCGUUUAUUCUGGUGGGAAUCAUCAUUGUUACGUCCAUACGAGGCCUUUUAAUCACUCUGACUAAGUUUUUCUAUGCUAUCUCCAGCAGCAAGUCGUCCAAUGUAAUAGUGCUGGUUCUGGCCCAGAUCAUGGGGAUGUAUUUUGUAUCGUCGGUGCUGCUGAUGCGUAUGAGCAUGCCUCUGGAGUAUCGCAGCAUUGUGACGGAGGUUCUGGGAGAACUGCAGUUUAACUUCUAUCAUCGCUGGUUUGACGUGAUCUUCCUCGUGAGCGCUCUGUCCAGCAUCCUCUUCCUCUACCUGGCGCACAAGCAGGCACCUGAGAAGCACAUGACCCUGUGACCUUUACUCACAUCCCCCAAUCACAACAAGAAGACUGCUGCAUGAGGGCUUUACUACUACUUCUACUGGGGCUGAACUUCCUGAAUCAGGAAGGGCCUAGAGACUGAUGUUUAAUGGGGUUUGGGUUUGUGAACAGUGAAGGUGAUUGUCUAGUUUGGAUCAAAUUCUAUUUGCAUGCAUCGGGUAAAAUGUUAAAUUAAAUACAGCUUUUCUUCAGUGUUCACUUUUUAUUUUUUAUUUUUUAAUCGUUUAUAAAUAUUUUUUUUCCAACCUUAUUUUGUCUUUAUUUUUUUUUUUGGACUAGUAUAAAAAAAGAUUUUUAUAAAAAAAAAAAAAAUAAUUCCAGAGCUGUAUAUGUACAAACAAAUGAUAAGGUUGCUAUUCCAAUGUAAAACAAUAAAUGUACCUUAAGAACUCCUUCUCAAUCUCAAAAUGUAAAACAGCAGAGACUGAACAUUGAGAUUUUAUUUCCGAGGUCAGUUCAUUUUUAUUAUCUUAUACAGUUUUUUAUUACAACCAGGUGACUCAUGGCUGAAUAUUUAUCCUUUAAACGUAAGCUUAUGGUCUAAAGAGCUUAACAGCUUAUCAGUUCUCGACAGCUAAAUACAUUAAAUACAUUAUUUGGACAAAAAGUAUUGGAACACUUACUUUGUACACAGACAAGAGCUUUUGUGAUAUUGCAUUCUAAAAUUAUAGGCUUCCACACUCUUUAGUAAUACCAUUUACUGUUGAUGAUGGAAUAUAUCUAAAUAAUAACUGACUAGUUGCAAUGGCUGCAUCCUAUAACAGUACCGAGCUAUUACGACUUCACUGAGCUUUUUAGAAUCACGAGUUCAUUCACUAAUGUUUAUAAAGUCGGACUGCAUGGCUAGGUGCUUGAUAUUAUUCUCCUGCAACAAUAGGACUAAAGAAAUACCUGAAUUCUGUGCUUAAGAGUUGUGUCCCAAUACUUUUGUCCAUAUAGUGUUAUGUUCUGGAAAGUACUUAAAGUGUUUCUGCACAGUACAAAUAAAAUGUGUGAAGAGAAAAGGUUCAGAGUUUAUUAAACAAACGAGUUCUCUCAUAAAUGGCAUAAAACAGUUUUUUUUUUUUU